Ornithodoros turicata is the source of this 2681-nucleotide messenger RNA. RefSeq names its product DNA ligase 1-like. Gene Ontology annotation, biological process: DNA repair; Okazaki fragment processing involved in mitotic DNA replication; DNA recombination. Lineage: Eukaryota; Metazoa; Arthropoda; Arachnida; Ixodida; Argasidae. The record is from RefSeq and is a predicted model, not a curated record. Gene Ontology annotation, cellular component: mitochondrion; nucleus. Gene Ontology annotation, molecular function: ATP binding; DNA ligase (ATP) activity; DNA binding. The transcript has 16 exons. The coding region runs from base 39 to 2648 and encodes 869 amino acids.
CUUCGAAAAUCUGUUUGCGCAACACCAUUGUGCGUGCGAUGUUUCUCGUCCGUCUACGAGCUCGAUAUAUCGUCUGCAAGCUUGUCUGCAAUGGCCAGAAACAUGUGUCACAUUUACCUGUUCCCUGCAGAUCGUUCUUCAAGAAAGGCCCGCAGGAAGCACCCAAACGUGUAAACCGAGAAUCUAAUGUUGCCGUGGAGGAAAGCAGUCCGAAGGCGGUUGAAGAUACGGACUCCCCUAUAAAGGUGCGGGGAACAAAGAAAAGGGCACGGGUGAUCGUGGAUAGUGACCACGAAUCAGAUGGAGAAGCUUCAGAACCCGCAGUCAAACCUGAAGAGGUCUCAUCUCAAGAAAAGACAGGCGGGAACAGUUCAAAAUCACCAGAUACCGUACCGAAAAGACGCACAGCGAGAAAGAGUGCGAAGAGGAGCUUGGAACCAAAUUUUCCGGAAAACAAACGAAUCAAGGCAGAGAACCCUCCAGAAAAGAAAGAAGAAAGUAGCUGCGAAGACAAGAAUGCCACUGAGAAAGAAGCCAACCCUACCAAUGGAAGUCCCCUCCCUCCACAAGGGGUUAAAGAGGAGAAAGCAUCGCCGAAGAAAAAGGACCAGGAAACCAAAGUAACAGAAGAGACCAAAGAAGUGAAGUUAGGGACAAGUAAGCUGAAGAGCACAAAAGGAGGCACCGAUUACGACCCAUCCAAGGCCUCUUAUCACCCUGUGGAUGAUGCCAUUUGGAAAGCUGGAGAGAAGGUUCCAUAUUUAGCUCUGGCUAAAACACUCGAGAAGAUUGAUAGCAUCUCUGCCAGGCUCAAGAUGAUAGAGACGCUGUGCAACUUCUUCCGGUCCGUGAUUGUGCUGACACCCGAGGACCUUAUUUAUGCCGUCUAUCUGUGCCUCAAUAAACUGGCUCCAGACUAUCGCGGGUUGGAGUUGGGUGUCGGCGAGUCACUUCUGGUGAAGGCCCUCGCUGAAGCCACCGGCCGGACGCCGGACAAGAUCAAGGCGGAAGUUACAGUUAAAGGUGACCUAGGUCUCGUUGCUGAGAGUAGCCGCAGCAAUCAGAGGAUCAUCUUUGCGCCAGCCCCGCUUGUGAUGUCUAAUGUUUUUGCAAAGUUGAAGAGUAUAGCCCAAAUGACAGGAAACAUGGUGCAGAGCAAGAAAGUGGACAUCAUCAAAGGGCUUCUAGUAGCUUGCCGACAGAGUGAGGCACGCUUCUUGGUGAGAUCUCUGGGUGGCAAAUUGCGCAUUGGACUAGCUGAGUCGUCCCUGCUGACAGCCCUGGCCCAUGCCUGCGUUCUCACCCCACCGCAAAAGAAGGAUGUCCUGGAUACGUCCAAGACGAUGGGAAGCGAUGCUCUGAAGAAGCUGCUCGAGGAGUCUACGCUGCUACUCAAGACCACAUAUUGUGAAUGCCCAGACUACGAUCGUAUAGUGGCUGUGCUUCUGGAGGAAGGACUGGAAAAAUUGCCCGAGCAUUGUUUCUUGAGCCCUGGAGUCCCCCUGAAGCCCAUGCUUGCCCAUCCGACGAAGGGAGUAAGUCAAGUACUCCAGCGAUUCCAAGGGGAGAGCUUCACCUGCGAAUUCAAGUACGAUGGAGAACGAGCACAGAUCCACGUUCUGGAAGAUGGAUCAGUGCAUAUUUAUAGCCGUAACCAAGAAGACAACACAUCCAAGUAUCCAGAUGUGAUACGGAGGCUUCCCUCUGCCCUGGCCCCUUCAACACGGUCUUGCAUUCUGGACAGUGAAGCCGUCGCGUGGGAUAGAGAGAGCAAUACCAUCCAGCCCUUCCAAGUUCUCAGCACCCGAAAACGCAAGGAUGCUAGUGAAGAGGACAUCAAAGUGCAGGUUUGUAUCUUCAUCUUUGACUUGCUCUACCUCAACGGUGAAUCACUGGUUCGGAAGUCUCUGCGUGAGAGGCGCAGUCUUCUAUGGUCAGCUGUUCGUGAAGUACCCGGAGAGACCGUCUUUGCCACCUCUGCAGACCUGUCCACUGUUGAUGACAUUCAAGAAUUCCUCGAGGAAUCUAUUCGAGGUAACUGUGAGGGAUUGAUGGUGAAGACGCUCAACACGGACGCCACCUACGAGAUUGCUAAGCGAUCGCACAAUUGGCUGAAGCUGAAAAAAGACUACCUAGAGGGCGCCGGGGACACAUUGGACGUGGUUGUUCUGGGUGGAUACCGUGGAAAAGGAAAACGUACAGGAACGUAUGGCGGAUUCCUCCUCGGUUGCUAUGAUGCAGAGAAUGAAGAGUUCCAGACUGUCUGCAAGAUCGGUACAGGAUUUGUUGACAAGGACCUGGAGACCCACUCCCAGUUUUUCAAGGAUCAUGUUUUGAAUGGACCCAAGUCCUACUACAGAUAUGACGCAAGCUUAGAACCCGAUGACUGGUUUGAUGCUGUCCAAGUGUGGGAAAUCAAGUGUGCAGACCUCUCCAUAUCUCCUGUCCAUAAAGCUGCACAAGGCCUGGUGGACCCAGAAAAGGGCAUCUCCCUCAGGUUUCCACGUUUCCUCCGGAUACGAGAUGACAAGAACCCAGAAGACGCCACAACAGCUGCUCAGGUUGCUGAACUCUACAAAAACCAGGAUCAGGUGAAAAACCAGAAAACAUCUGAGAAAGACAGACUGGAUGAAGAUGAUUUUUACUAGCUGUAAAUAAACAGUCUCCACUUGUUCCUUUCA